Messenger RNA from Cuscuta campestris, 1466 nucleotides. NCBI's taxonomy places the organism in Eukaryota, Viridiplantae, Streptophyta, Magnoliopsida, Solanales, Convolvulaceae. The record is from the annotation of a GenBank genome assembly.
GUCAAUACCUCAAAACAAAUUUCAUACGGAGUAAUAAAGAAGAGAGAGAGAGAGAGAGAGAGAGAGAUCAAGAAGAUGACUGAGGAUGGCCUGCGUUUCCGGCCAACUGACGCCGAACUGCUAAAGAUGUUACGGCAGUUCACUGACGGGGAGUACACCGGCGGCCUUGUGGAGCGACGUGACCUCUACGCGCAUGAAGAGCCAUGGGAGAUUUGCACCGGCCGUGGCACGGCGGCAGCCGAAGACAACACCUGGUACUUCUUCACGGAGCUAAAGCGGAAACCGGCCAAUAAGCGUCCUGGGAAGAGGUUUAUCCGGUCCGUUGGGAAGGGGACGUGGCACGGGACGAGUAAAGUUGAGACUAUUUUCAACCCCGAGCGGAAACAGUCUCUAUUAGGGUUCAAGAGGAACUUCACCUACUGGGGAGAUGACGAGGAGCGCAAGGGCGAAUUCGUCAUGAAUGAAUUCUCUCUCCCGGAAGGCACCGCCAAAUCCGACCGCAAAGAUUUCGUCGUAUGCCGGCUGAAGAGGAAGAAGAGAGGACCAAUCCACAACGACAACGAUGUUGCCGCGGAGGACGCUCCAAGAAUGAUGUUAUUGUCACAAGAACAAGAAAACAACAACGAUGAUGCCGCGGAGGACGCACCAAGAAUGAUGUUAUUGUCACGCGAAGAAGAAGAAGGAAACAACAACAACAACAACACUAACGAUGAGGACGUAUCGUUUUCGUACGAUGAGCUGUUCGGCGGAAUGGAGGUCGAAGACAUGACCGCCGCCCCCGGCCCCGCGUUAUUACAACAAGAUGCCGGAAGUAAUGAGACAUAUCCCUAUGCAUGCACCACCAAUACGGCGGCGGCGGUGGCGGAUCCUCUAAUAAGUGGGGUUUCGGGUGACACAACAUGGACGCUAGAGAUGGUGGAAGAUUUCUUGCUAAAAGACGGCGACGAUGACGUUGGCGGCAGGGAAGCAGCGGCUAGUGCGGCGGUGGCGAUUCAAGAAGAUAACAAAGCUGAUGAUGAAUGGAUUUUGAGUAUGUUGGAUGACUUUGAAGUACAACACGGCGGCAGCGGCAGCGAGCACAACUCCUUUGAUGAGUUCCCUGGUGGUGGUUCAGUGGCAUCACCCGGCCAUAUGAGUUUUGGUCAUAACUUUGAUGAAAUGUUUUUGUAAUGGAAUGAUUUGUAAUCUUUCUGGGUUUUCUAACGGUUCUUCGUAUCAAAAGAGUGGAACCGCAUGUUAUGCAUGGUGUGCAUGGGCCGCGAGAGGAGGACACGACGCGCAAGAAAAGGGCAACGGGCCGGGCCAAGAUGAAACGGGCUGAUGAGGAAGCAAGGGUUCACGAGGAGGAGCGUGGGGAGCCACGCGAGCGACGGGCGAGAAGACCCCGGGUUGGCACGGGGAUUAUGUUCUCAAGUGAAUUAAGAGUUUUAUAUUUUAAUUACAUGUAAUAGAUUUUCUUAGGUGGG